Cryptomeria japonica (Japanese cedar) is the source of this 1570-nucleotide messenger RNA. Its product is annotated as FBD-associated F-box protein At5g22730. The record is from RefSeq and is a predicted model, not a curated record. Gene Ontology annotation, molecular function: protein binding. The transcript has 2 exons. The coding region runs from base 154 to 1341 and encodes 395 amino acids. Lineage: Eukaryota; Viridiplantae; Streptophyta; Pinopsida; Cupressales; Cupressaceae.
AUUCUGUCAAAAUACCACACCGAACGAUAAAAAAACCACCAUAGAACGUAAAUUGGAUUGAAUAGUGAUAUGAAUGUUACUUCAGAUUCCGCACAGUGGGCGCUCUAGAUUUUAAGAGGUUCUUUUGCACUUGCUGAAAAUAAGAUAGCAGUAAUGGCAACAGCAUCCGCAACAGACAGGCUGUCUGAAUUAUCAGAUGACAUUCUUUUAACAGCUAUUCUCUCAAAUAUUUCUUACAGAGAUGUUGUACGCUCCUCCAUCCUCUCUCAGAGAUGGAGGUUCUUGUGGAGGAAAAUACCUGUCCUCAAGUUUUGUCCUGAGGAUUUUGAGAAACAGAAAGAUGACAUGAGGAUACAGGCCAUAAUUAACAAUGCCCUGCUACACCUCGAUGCUCGUCUUUGCUGUUUGGACCUUCAGAUUUUCUUGAAUAGCCCUAAAGCUAUAGAUUUGAACAACUGGAUUCGUCUUGCAGCGGAAAAAAAGGUGAAAAGCAUGCAUCUAGAAAUAUCUUGUACGCCGAUUAUGGGGUUUUCCAUGGCGAGGCUUGGGGACUCUCUUUUUAGCUGUGAAAAUCUCAUUAACUUACAAUUAAGAUCCAUCCAUCUACCCAAGAUACCCGCUAAUUCUGGGGUUUUCCCAUUCCUGAAAACAUUUUAUUGUUUCCAUAUUCCGAAUUUGGAUGAUUCCAUGUUUGAGGGACUCAUUGCCCUAUGCCCACAACUUAGAAAUUUGUUGAUUCGGGGUUGUGGGGGAUUGGAAAAGUUGAAGAUACAUUCUUCCAGUCUCAUGUACCUAAAUCUAGGAGUCUCCAGCCCUUAUUCAUCAUUGCAAAUGGCUUGCCCUCUGUUGACAGAAAUCAGCCUCAUGGAUUUUUGGCCAUACCAUAUUGGGCUUAAAUUGCUACAAGGAAUUUCAAAAGCAGAAUCUAUUAAAAAAAUUACUCUUCGGAAUCACAAUGUGCGCGAUCCAUUCCAUCCUGGAAUUCCAACUAUUACUGCUCUUAAUGCCUUUCCGGGGCUUGAAGAGUUGACAAUCCAUGGCCUAUGUUUCCAGGAGAUGAUAUCAGAUAGGAUGCAAAUAGCAGAGGUGAAAUUGUCAAAUUUGAAGAUGGUGCGUGCCCAUAUUGGGACACACAAGGGUGGACGGGCACUAACUUUUCUAGGUUUUCUUCUCAAAAAUAGUCCAUUAACAAGUAUAAUUAGGGUUUAUCUGCCUCAACUCUGCACUGGGAUCAUGCAAAAUAAAAUGAAAGAUUUGGAGAAGCAGUUCUCAAAAUCAAGAUCUUUCACAUUCACAAAUAGCAAUGGUUGUGAAUUUUGUGAGAGAUGCCCUGAAUAUUAGUAUCAUGGGUUGGCAGAAUUUGAUAAACUGUUCUAUUCUAGGAAACCAAAAUCUCUUCAAAUAUCUUCUUGAAUUUUUCUUGUCAACAAACAUUACUCUUUUAUUUUUUAAAUGACCAACAUUGUUAGGCCCAGGACAGAACACCUCAUCCACAAAUUUAAAACAUUAAAUGGUGCGCGGUUCUGUUAUUUGGAUUUCAUUUUGUAAUAAGUGAUGCAAAAUUCUAUCA